AUGUAUCACAUAUUACAGAUCUCCGGCUAUGUUUUCAGGGCUUUAGGUUUGAAGAUGAAGAUCCUUAUAACAUUCAUCUUUAGUGGCUUACUCAUUGGUUUUGUAAUCUUACUAUCAUUCUCUAACAACUUCAACGACCAACUUCUUGAUGCUACAAUCAACAGUUCAAGUGAAUCCAAACCACACCAUGAUAGAUUGUUAGGAGGGCUUUUAAAACCGGGUUUCGAUGAAGACUCUUGCGUGAGCAGGUAUACUCAAUCAUUGUAUCGCAAGCCUUCACCAUACAAGCCUUCUUCUUAUCUUGUCUCUACGCUAAGACGCUACGAGAAGCUUCACAAGCGUUGCGGUCCAGGCACAGAAGCUUACAAGAAAGCAACAAAGAAUCUUGGCAACGACGAUGAGAAUCAAGAAAGAAGCUCUGAUAAAGAAUGUGGAUAUGUAGUGUGGGUGGCCACCGAGUAUGGUCUAGGAAACAGAAUAAUAUCAAUGGUCUCUUCGUUCCUCUAUGCUCUCUUAACAAAUAGAGUCCUUCUUGUUGACCAACGAAAGGAUAUAACUGAUCUCUUCUGUCAACCUUUUCCGAAUACUUCAUGGUUGCUUCCUCUAGACUUUCCAUUAAUGGGUCAGAUAGAUAGCUACUACAAGGAUUAUUCUCGUUGUUACGGUACAAUGUUGAAGAAUCAUGCCAUUAACUCGACUACAUUAACACCGUCCCAUCUUUAUCUUCAUCUUCUUCAUGAUUACAGGGAUGAGGAUAAAAUGUUUUACUGCGAAGCAAACCAAGGUUUCAUCAAGAAUGUCCCAUGGCUUGUUGUGAAAUCUAACCUCUACUUUGUUCCAUCUCUAUGGUUGAUACCUAGCUUUCAGACCAAACUCAUCAAGCUCUUCCCACAGAAAGAUACUGUCUUCCAUCACUUGAGUCGGUAUCUUUUCCACCCCACAAACCAAGUUUGGGACAUGGUCACAAGUACCUACAACGCUAACUUAUCAAAAGCCGACGAGUUACUAGGGCUUCAAAUCAGAGUGUUCAGCACGCCAGGUGGAUAUUUUCAGCAUGUCAUGGACCAGAUAGUAUCAUGUACACAAAGAGAGAAACUGUUGCCUGAGUUAGCUACAACAGAAUCACAAGUCAUGAAUACAACAACAAGAAGCAAGAAACAUAAAGCUGUUCUUGUUGCAUCUCUGCAUGCAGAGUACUCUGAUGAGCUAAGGAAAAUGUAUUUAGAACGACCUAGUUUAACAGGAGAGGUCAUUGAAGUGUAUCAGCCAAGUGGAGAAAAGGUUCAGCAAACAGACGAGAAGCUUCACGACCAAAAGGCAUUGGCUGAGAUCUAUUUAUUGAGUUUAACUGAUAAUAUUGUCACAACCGAGAGAUCUACGUUUGGAUUCGUAGCUCAUGGUCUUGGAGGAUUAAAGCCAUGGAUACUCUACGCUCCAAAGAACGGUGCAGCUCCUGAUCCGCCGUGUGUUAGGGCCUUGUCGAUGGAGCCUUGUUUAAUUAGAGCUCCUCUCCAUGGUUGUCAAGCCAAGGCAAUCAAAACAACACCUUUUAUAAGGCGUUGUGAGAAUUGGAACCUGGGGAUUAAGCUAGUUGAUGCCCCAGAUAGAUUUUGGUGGUGGUAA
Messenger RNA from Eruca vesicaria subsp. sativa (arugula), 1623 nucleotides. Lineage: Eukaryota; Viridiplantae; Streptophyta; Magnoliopsida; Brassicales; Brassicaceae. The record is from the annotation of a GenBank genome assembly.